AAAUCGAAAGUAGAUUUCCGUUUAUAAAGUGGUUUAUAAACUAAAGAAAAACAACGUGCUAAUUUAUGACACAGGUGCCAAUUUAUGACACAGGCGAUCUAAAAUUUGACAUUUCGAUAGUGAAGGUUCAAACGAGCUGACAGAAAUUUAUAUUUACACUAUUUUUGAUUUUGACAGAACCAAUUAUGGAGAGGUUAGGUGUGAUAGCCCAGCACUUAUAUAGUGGUAUAAUUAAGAGUGACAUUUGCAAACAGGAGGUUUCAGGUUCCUUGCCUAGAUUCACUUUCAGCCCAGAGGACGUUGUUGUUGUUGCAGCCCUCAGAACACCCAUUGGAAAGUCAAGAAAAGGAGUCUUCAAGGACACUCAUGGUGAUGAUUUGUUAUCUGCAGCCUUUACUGGAGUCUUGAAAAGCGUGAACUUUCCAGCCAAUGAGCUUGGUGAUAUAUGCAUUGGAAAUGUCAACGACUCAAAAGCCUCAGUCACCGCCAGAUUUGCCCAGUUUUACAGUGGGAUCCCAUACACAGUUCCUGUGUCCUCAGUUAACAGACAGUGUGGGUCAGGUCUUCAGGCCUUCAUGAACAUUGCUGGAGGAAUCAAGAAUAAAGCCUACCCAGUUGGUAUGGCUGGAGGUGUUGAAAUGAUGAGCAGAGACGAAAUGGGAAAAGGUUUUGGGGAUUUAAAUCCAAAGGUUAUGGACUUUGAAGACGCAAAAAACAGCCUCAUUCCUAUGGGUAUAACCUCAGAAAUUGUUGCAGAGAGAUAUGGUAUUUCACGGGAGACUCAAGAUGCAUUUGCUCUCCAGUCACACCAGAAGGCUGCCGCUGCUACAAAGAAUGGCCUCUUCAAGGAGGAGAUAAUUGCAGUCACAGCACAGGUGGAGGGAAGUAACGGAGACAAGACCACCAUUACGGUGACAGAGGAUGAGGGUAUCCGUGGGAACACAACUAUGGAAGUGUUGUCCAAGCUGAAACCUGCUUUCAAACAGGGGGGAUCCACAACCGCUGGCAAUUCUAGCCAGACCAGUGAUGGUGCAGCUGCCGUUCUGGUUGCAAGUCGGGCUGAGGCCCAUAAACGCGGGCUUCCAAUCCUCGGAACUCUGCGGGCGUUUGCAGUGACCGGUGUACCUCCUGAUGAGAUGGGGGUGGGCCCAGCAGCAGCCAUACCUGUGGCACUGAAAAUGGCAGGUCUCACGAUAGCGGAUGUUGACAUAUUUGAGAUCAAUGAAGCCUUUGCAAGUCAAGCUGUGUACUGCGUUCAGAAACUCGGGAUCCCUGCUGACAAAGUGAAUCCCAAGGGUGGGGCCAUAGCGUUUGGGCACCCUCUAGGGGCUACAGGGGCUCGAAUGAUAGCCACCUUGCUACACGAGUUGAAACGAAGAGGCAAGAGGUCUUUUGGGGUGGUGUCCAUGUGUAUGGGGACAGGAAUGGGGGCUGCAGCUGUUUUUGAACACAAUCCUUGACUGCCUUCUGCAAGGAGAAAAACAGGGACAUCAACACAUUUAAGACCCUGGGCUGUGUAUUAUCAAGAAACUUAUAAAUGUUCUAAAUAACUGAAUUUUUAGGUUACAGCGAUUUAUCAUUCAUGUUCCUCAAAUAAAGGACAUGCAAGAGAUUGAAAAUAAAAUGAAUAUAAUUCCUAAAAAUUUACUAUAAAUCAUUUAUGAUAAGCAAUUGUAUUUGUUAACUUUGAACAAUACCCACCGAGCACCUUAUUGUGUAACACAACAUUAAGUCCAUGCCUUAGAAGUCCUCAAAUCCUUAAAAAGCUGUUUCAUGGCUACUAUGGUGUACACGCUUAUAUAAUUGUUUAAUGACAUUUUAUAUUUCUUAUUUGCAAUAUUUUAAGUAUAAACAUUGCUUUUCACACUAAAAAAUGAAUAUAUGCCUUAUUUAUUACUUUUGUUAAAUUUUUUAAUUAAUUCUGUAGAUAGAGCCUCUGACUUUGAUAUAAACAAAAUUAGAGGAAAAAAUUAUCUUCCACAUCAUGAAAGCCAGGUGAAAUUAGCAAUGUCAUGAAUAGGACUGAUUCUAGUUUGAUUGGGGUUUAGAAAUAUUUAUCAUAGGACUGAAUAUUUUUAAAUUAACUUUAUAUGCCAUAUAUGAAUGCAAUGAAAGGUUGAUGAAUGAAAAUGAACAUUACAAAUAGUUUAUGUUUUGGCUCACAUUUUGCUCACAUAUUAUUGUCACAUUAUUAAUUGUGAUAUUGAUAUUUAAUUUGAUUUAAUCUAUACAUUGUACCAUGUGGAUGUAUGCAUGUUUAUUUAUAGAGAAAUAAACAAUUCUAUGCCA
Dreissena polymorpha is the source of this 2289-nucleotide messenger RNA. Its product is annotated as 3-ketoacyl-CoA thiolase B, peroxisomal-like. Gene Ontology annotation, molecular function: acetyl-CoA C-acyltransferase activity. The transcript has 10 exons. The coding region runs from base 186 to 1460 and encodes 424 amino acids. The record is from RefSeq and is a predicted model, not a curated record. Gene Ontology annotation, cellular component: peroxisome. Lineage: Eukaryota; Metazoa; Mollusca; Bivalvia; Myida; Dreissenidae. Gene Ontology annotation, biological process: phenylacetate catabolic process; fatty acid beta-oxidation.